AAUCCUCAGCCCUGUGCAUUUCCCACAUUAUCACAAGUUUAUACAGCGUAACUAAUCUCCAACUAUAUUAACACACAUCUACAUUAUGCACAGCAAAAAGGUCUUCUUCUCCUUAGGCUCCCUUGCCGCCGGGUCUCUCGCACAGAGCUCAGAGCCCUUCUCUUCAGAUCCAUCUUGCCCCAGCUCUCUCGCUGAACUCUCAAAUGCAGCUCCAAGCCCCCCUGCAUACGUCCAAGACAUCCUCCCUAAUCCCACCUUCAUUCUGGGAGAUCCAGAGGGCUACGCAAGCGAAGUAUGCAGGAUCGCCACUGAACUGCCCGCUUCACAACUGAGCGAAUUCGGCGUCUGGGGCUCGUCGCUGCUGAGCUACGUCUCCAGCGAGGCCUCGAGCUACGACGCCCUCGUCACCAAGUGCUAUGCCACGGGCGCUCAGGGUGCCGCCGCAACCAGCUAUAUUAACUCCAUCGCCUCGCGGGCAGGCCCACUCUGCGAAGUGACGAGCACCCCUGGUGGAGGAAGCGGCCCGUCUAACGGGACUAGUACAAUCACGCCAGCCCCAACGAGCAUGGCAACAUCUACAGGCGCCCCCAACAGCACUACCAGUGCUAUGACAUCAAUCCCAGUCGGCCUCGCUGCGAAGCCCACUGGAGUUCUUGCAGGUGCUGUGGGCGCCGCUGGUCUUCUGGCUGCUGCUAUUUUGUUGUAAACGAUCACAUGAAUGAACGAUGGGGCACUUGCCCAGGCGAAGGAUAAAUGGAGAAGGAUCAUUUUGGCCUCGGUAUAUUGAUCAAGAAGGAUACAUAAAACGGGAUGGAUAUAUUCAAGGAGUACGCUAAUUACCUCCUUGUCAUGAAUGGGUGACUGUUCAAACUAGUCUAUCAUGAGGGAUAAUGAACAAUUCUAGAAUAGAGAACUUUGCAAAUAUGUGCAUUUUUCAAACUUGAACUCACCGAGCCUUGUGAGGCCUAAUGCGUAGCGCCUCAGUUGAUGUGGAGA
Messenger RNA from Xylaria bambusicola, 996 nucleotides. RefSeq lists its product as uncharacterized. The transcript has a single exon. The record is from RefSeq and is a predicted model, not a curated record. Bases 86 to 706 code for a protein of 206 amino acids. Lineage: Eukaryota; Fungi; Ascomycota; Sordariomycetes; Xylariales; Xylariaceae.